Pomacea canaliculata is the source of this 2170-nucleotide messenger RNA. RefSeq names its product multiple epidermal growth factor-like domains protein 10. The record is from RefSeq and is a predicted model, not a curated record. The coding region runs from base 1 to 1857 and encodes 618 amino acids. The transcript is spliced from 14 exons. NCBI's taxonomy places the organism in Eukaryota, Metazoa, Mollusca, Gastropoda, Architaenioglossa, Ampullariidae.
AUGUGUGCUGACCUUUGCUCUCAGAUCAGCGCAUGUCACGUCUUCUACUUCCGCUCGGACACCGGCCACUGCUUUUUGUCGCCGACACUAGGAAAGGGCAACUCCACGACAUCUACACCACUGACUCACGUCUACUUUGAUGGAGUCACCUGCCCGUUGAACAGCACUUUCCAGCCGCUAGGGUUUAUCUCGUGCAUAAAGCUAAACACAACGAAAGUGAACAUCACUAUAGCAAGACAGGCCUGCAUCGAUGAUGGAGCCAGCUUUGUGAGCAUGAAGACGAAAGAAAAGAUGGAGUUGCUCGUAAACGUGGUUUACAGAAACACAACACAAGGAGCAGAAAAGCUUUUGAAUGAAGCCUGUACCAAUGGAGAUACCUGUGUUGACAUCUCUGGAAACAGUCUGCAGCUGACCUGUGACGUUCUUGUUAAAAGAUGUUUGAUUAAAGCCGGAUACGCUUGUGGAGAGACAGAGGACCUGUGCUUUACAGGUGCAUACUGUGACACAUUGAAGAAGUGCAAAUGUGCUGAAGACUACACUGAAGACGAUGGUGACUGCGAACGUAAAGGACACAUUAAACCAAUGAAAGUUAUUGCAGGCCCGGAUGAAGGGCAGCCUGGAGAUGACUGCGAUAAAGGCUGUAUCGACAAUGCGGCUUGCUCUGAUGAACUCUGCUCCUGUAAUGCCGGCUUUAGACUUGACGAAAACGGAGUAUGUGUUGCAGUUGCUGAUCAUACUGUUGGAGCGGAAUGUGAACCUGACGAAGCAAAGCCCGAAGGUGACUGCGAUGACCAAAACGCAGUAUGUUCAACAACAGCCGGCGAAGACCGUUGUGAUUGUAAGGAUGGCUACGUUGGUGUUGUAGGAUGGGGCUGCAAUGUGAUGCCAAAUAAAUUAGGUGGGCGUUGUAAGAAAGACACCGCAGCCAGUAAGGAUACGUGUGAAGGUGAUGGUGUGUGCAGCGCCACAAGUGAUGGAGUUUGUCAGUGUCCUCAAGGUUACGAAGGGACAGAGGGAAAAACUGUAUGCAAUGUAAAGCCAAACAAAUUAGGGGGCAGCUGCACGACAAACACCGCAGCCAGUAGAGGAUCGUGUGAAGGCCAUGGUUUGUGUAGCGCCACAACUGAUGGAGUCUGUCAGUGUCCUCCAGGUUACGAGGGCAAAAAUGGAGACACUGUGUGCAAUAUAAAACCAAACAAAUUAGGGGGCAGCUGCACGACAGACACCGAGGCCAGUCAGGGAUCGUGUGAAGGUGAUGGUGUGUGCAGCGCCACAACUGAUGGAGUCUGUCAGUGUCCUCAAGGUUACGAAGGGACAGAGGGAGACACUGUAUGCAAGGUAUCAUUCAAUGCUCCAUGCACUUCUGGUGAAGAAUGUGCCGAUGACUUUGCUGUUUGUGACCUCAGGACAUCAAAGUGUUUGAUAAAGGCAGACUCCUCUUGUUCCGGAAGUAACACAGAGAAGUGUGUGUCAAACGCUACCUGUAGUGAAAGUUCCAGGUGUGCUUGCCGCAGUGGAUAUACAGCUACUACUGCAGGAUUGUGUGGUGUGGCGCUUGGAUUUUCGUGUAUAUCUGACGAUGACUGUGCCCACUCGACUUCACUGUGUGAUGCAACUACUUCAAAAUGCUUGAUCAAAGCAGGAGAGUCGUGCUCCGCCCCCAACACUAACAACUGUGUGUCCAACGCCACCUGUACAGAGGAUGACAACACCUGCUUGUGCGACACAAAUUUUCAUGCCUCUAAUAAUGGAUUAUGUAUUCUUCAAGACGAGAAGGGGAGAGCACCAAGAGAAAGCUCAUUAUCUCCCUUGCUGACGUGGUUCAUCGGACUGUGUCUCGCUCUCUACGUGGUGUAGAGCAUGACACCGACUUGAAGACACUAAACUGAAACUAAAUCCGUCCAAUAAUCUACACUUCUACAAUUUUAUGUGCUUACACUUUAUUAUAGACAUUUCAUAGAUAAGCCACGCAAAAGUCGUGAUGAACACACCGCAGAUUUCCUCGAAUAUUUACAUUCUUUUGUAAAUUUAAUGAAGAAAAAUUUAUGAUUCCAUAACACAAAUUGUUCCAUAUACUUCACACAGCGGUUACACAAAUACUUUCACAUUGCUUAAUCGACAAGACACAAUCAGAGGUUCACUUCUAUUGCUAGAAACAAUUUUAUACUUA